AUGCAGAAUGACCACACCUUCCUGUACUUUGCAUACGGCAGCAACCUGCUGAAGGAGCGGCUGCAGCUAAAGAACCCCUCUGCCACAGUGCACUGUGUGGCCAGGCGCAAGAACUAUAAGCUGAUGUUUGGGAACUAUAAAGGCCUUGCCAGUGACCGGUGGCACGGAGGUGUGGCCACACCAGGGGAUGAGGUGUGGGGUGUGGUGUGGAGGAUGAGCCUGUCUGAUCUGGAGUCUCUAGACAGUCAAGAGAAUGUGAUGUUAGGUGCCUACAGUCCUGUGGAGCUAUCAGUGAAGACAAAACAGCGGGAGAUCAACUGUCGUACUUACAUAAUGAACAGCUGUGUGUAUGCCCCCCCAUCACCACAGUACCUGCAGGUAAUCGUGAUUGGAGCAGGGCAGAACAGCUUGCCAAAGGGCUACCAGGAGAAGCUGAGAGCCAUCAAGACCAACAUGUAUGAAGGUCCUCUACCCAUGAUGGCUAAACUGGAGCAAGUCAGAAGAAGAGCCAAAGAGAGGGCCAACCAACGCUCUGAUGCUUGA
This is a messenger RNA of Gymnodraco acuticeps, 543 nucleotides long. It is a transcript of the gene ggctb, whose product is annotated as gamma-glutamylcyclotransferase b. The record is from RefSeq and is a predicted model, not a curated record. Gene Ontology annotation, molecular function: gamma-glutamylcyclotransferase activity. NCBI's taxonomy places the organism in Eukaryota, Metazoa, Chordata, Actinopteri, Perciformes, Bathydraconidae.